This is a messenger RNA of Suillus subaureus, 684 nucleotides long. RefSeq lists its product as uncharacterized. The record is from RefSeq and is a predicted model, not a curated record. The transcript has a single exon. The annotation marks the transcript as partial. Lineage: Eukaryota; Fungi; Basidiomycota; Agaricomycetes; Boletales; Suillaceae.
CUGCCGGUGAUGCCACAGCUACAACUUCAACACCGCCGUCACGCCGUCAUGCAACGAUAAAAGAUGCUGGACUCUGGACUCGCUUCUGGCUCUUUCUCGGCUGUCUCUCUCCUGAAUAUAUGGACGAUCAUCAUUAGAUCUUGUUAUCCUUCACGACUCGCAUACCUUUACAUAUCUCGACGCCCGUUGAUAUGCUCUAUCACUCCCUCUGAUGUAUUUCGAACCGUUCUUUAUGUACGAUACGGACACCAUAGCGAGUAUACGCAUUCGAUCUUGUAGGAUCAGCUUUCCCAUACCAUCAAGUUCGACAUGUCAUGGCUGUUCUUUUCCUCGUCGGAACAGGACUAGAGGAACUGUCCAUUAUAUCAGCUCUCAUAGACGUCUUUCAUGCAGGAUCAACUUCAUUACCUGAGACUCAGUUGCCACUGGUGGAUUGCAAACCCGAGUGUCAGAUGGCAGAUGCUUUCUUUCUCAGUGCUCUGGGACUGUGCACACACAGACUCGGAUGUCACAUGGCAAACAGAUGACGACGGUACAGGGAGCAUCACCGCCUCAGACCUCUAUUACCAACUUCAUUCCAUCCAUCAACUGCUCCCUCAUUUACACUACCCUAGACGAGCACUUUCUCACAGCUGCCGCCCAAUAUCAUUCACUACCUGUCUCAAUACUUCCCUUUCAGUCAGA